CGUCAACGCGCGAUCGAUACGUAACGUCCGGUCGAAAAUGGUGCAGUGAUUUUUUUUUCGGUUCUAUCAUUUCGUGCAAUAUUCUCCUAGAAAUAAAUCUCCAGUGUGCUACGAUUGAAAACAAAGAAAAGGAAAAAUAAAAUUCAAAAAUUCAAGCGUAGUCCCGCCUGAGAGAAUUGAAAGGAAGUGAAGUUGAGUGAUACAGAUUGUGGUGUGGAAAGCAGUGCAAACGCAGUGUGAUAAGUUGUGUUCUUUUCUCUAUGGAGAGAAAGGAGGAACGGGAGAAGGAAAAGGUGAAAGCACAUCGCAAACGUUCCGGGGAGCAUCCCCAGCAUUCGGUACGGCGCGACCUCCCGACGCCACCGCCGGAUCCCACGAUCGACAGACAUGCGCCGGGCACGGUGCCGCCGGGUGCGGAGGUAGUCCCGGACACUGCUGAGGACGUCUUCCGCACCGGCAGCUACCAGGAGACGGACCCAUUUAAGCGGCUGUUUACGUAUAAGGAGCGUGAGGCACAGUUCCUACGGUUGCUCUGCGAAGGUGGUGGUGACAGCGGAGGUCCGAGCGGUGGGAAUCGGAAGUCCACCACGGCAUCCACCAUAGGCCCUCUCCAGUCCGCCACGGUUGGUGAUCCAUCGUCAAAGGAUGCGGUGGGUGCAACGGGAGGUGGCAGCUCACGCACCGUUCCGGCCGAGCCGGGGUUUGAGUCGGCCAACGAGUUCCUGAUGCUGCUGAACCGUGCUGGACCAUCGGUGGCCGCGGCUCUCUCGACGAAGGACGCGAUCGAUCAGCUGGAUCGGUUGCAUGAGCUGAUCGAGCAAUUUCUGACGCUGCAGGAGCAGAACAUGCGAAUGCACUGGCAGCUGCGUAAUGUGGAAACACUGCGAAAGCUAAAGCUGAUGCAAAUAGCGAUUGCCAAAGAUCCCGAAGGGUUCGUGGCAAGUGCCAUUCCGGAAGACACGUCGGACAACGAUCUGCUGGACAACGAGAUCGAACAGAAUCUGGCACUGCUUGAAACGAUCCUCGCCGCUGGCAACACUGCCAGCAGUAAACGAAGCAGCUCGAAACGGGAACGUAGCAAGUCGGUGAUCAACGAUGAAAUCGGAAACUUCCAGCUGCUCCGGAAGGAGAGCAGCGGCCGCAACUACCCACUCCGUCGCCAGAGUGCCAUCUCCGACUUCAAGCCGAAGGUGUCCAAAUGGACAAAGGUGAAGGCGGCGUUCAAGUGGGAGAAGACCAGUGCGCUCCCAUCGAACGAGAUCAAGAGCUCGGAAGCGAUGAUGAUUCCCGUGAACAACGAAGUUGCCAGAUACCUUCGAGUGCCAUCGAUACCCUGCGUGGGGAGCUCGGGAGAUUCCGUGUUCAGCUCGUCCUCUGGGAUCGUCGUCAGCGGAGGGUCGGCACCGGGGACACCGGGCGAGAACAGUUUGGCCAGCUCGGCAGAAAACCUAACCGACAUGAACGAACCGGAUCCCAGCACCGGGGGCCGCGAGAGACAUGGCAAACGGGACUCGGUGAAGAGCACGGACCGGGGCAGCCAGGAGGAGGAUGCACGCCGUUCCCGGUCGCUCGAUGGUGAGGCAAUUCUCGAACCAAUCCGCCAGAUGGAUAAGAAUAAAAACAAAUCGGCCUGGAGCAAAGUGAAGGGCAUCGUGAAGAACCAUCGUGGCUCGUUGAAGUCGAACGAGUCGCGCCGAAAUGCGACCAAACCAUCGAACAGCGUGGGCUGCAGCCGGGAGGCAAGUCCCUGCGAGUCGAUGGACGCGUGCGAGAUGGCACAACAUCAACACCGGGAGCGCUCGGAUUCGUUCUCCUCCAGCCAAACAUCGCCCGGGCAUCGGUCGGCGGCGGUUACACCGACCUUUUUGCUUCUGCCGGCAUCGACGGGGGCCACCACCGCGGGGGAUAGCAGUGGUGGGGCGCAGAGUGGUCCCAACUCACCGUGCGGAUCGGUACCGACGACGCAGGGCACAUUUUCCAGCGGCGACGAUGCUGACUGGCGACCAUCUAGUGUGACCGAGUACCGAACGGUGCGAAGUGGCAGUGGUGAUAAGGGAGUCGCGGCCGGAGGAUUGUUGGUGGCAGCGCAAUCGAGUGUUGGAACAGCCACCAACGUCACUACGGUCACUAGUAGCACCAGUAGCAGUGCGACUACCAGAAGUUCCCGCAAGAGCAAACACAUACCUGAUAUUGAAUCCGUACCUGAGGGAGUCCCGAUCGAAACGAGACCACACGGCGGUGGUGGUGGUGGUGUCACACAGUUGGUGCCAGCGGCCAGUAGCAAUGCCAGUAGCAGUAGCAGCAGUAUUAGUAAGCUAAGAAAAUCUCCCCCAAAGCCACUCAGCCUUAGCCGGCAGCAGGAGUCGAUCGAUGUGUCCGUGUCGGACCAGGGGGACAGUGCCGGGAUGUCGCUGUCCUCCUCGCCCGGUCCCAAGCACUCUCCGAAGCGCAAAAGCUACGCAGGCCUUUCGGUUGAACCGGACUCGGGUUCGCUGCCCGCCAGUCCGUCCGGCAAGCAGUUCACUUUCUUCGGUGGCAGCGCGGGUCCGUCGGAACGUGUGGCCGAAAUCGUCGAGGCGGACUACUCGAGCGGGGACGUGUCGGAUCAGAACACUCCGAAGCGGAGACCAUCGCCCAAACAUCGCACCCUGCAGCGCCAACGGGAAGAGAUCGAGCGGCGUUAUCAGGAGCUGCAACUGAAGUUACAGCGCGAGUUCGACGCCAAGCAGCAGGAAUGGGAGCGGAUGCGACCGGCGGCCUUGCUGAUGAACAAUAGCCCCCUAUUGCUUCUAGUAAACCAGCUGUUGAAGGAAGACUCGAGCAGUCCAUCCAGUAAGGCUCAACCGCCGCCAAUCGUAGAGGAUAACCUGACGCCGGACUUUAAGAAGAAGCUGACCGAAUGGCGCUCGAAGCAACAUCAACCGCACUCGUCGAAAGAUGUGGCAGACUCGAAGAAGAAACCCAUCACCGACUGGCAGCUGUGGAAGACGGGACAGAUCAAGCUGGAGGGUCAGGGAUUGAAGCAGUUACCGGAUGCCAAAGAUCUGCCGGAAGAUUUCCAGAAAAAGUUAUCGGAAUGGAAACAGAUGAAGGCAGCGAACAAAGUCCCUCCCUACUCGAGCCAAACGUCCCAGGUAGGUGGCGGUGAGGCGAGUACGUCAAUGAAACGCCAGCAGCCCCCGAAAGGCUCCGCCGGUGCGGUCAAGAAGUCCAAGACAUCCGACGAACUCGAGAAGCACAAGACGGAAGGGUUGUCCAAGCUGAAGGCGCUGGUGGGAAGCGAAGCACCCAAAAAGGAACUGGUGGUGCAGACAACGAAGGGUUUCAUCAAGUUCGAAGGCAUCUCGCGAAAGUUUACCCGCAAGCUGUUCGAGUGGGAAAAGGCAAAGGGCAUUGGACCGGAGGCGUCCACCAUUGCGCUGUUACAUCCGGGAUACGCACCGGUUGUGGUCGAAAACCGUGGUGUCGUGGUGGAAACAAAACGAGAAAAGUCACCAGGACUUGCCCGAUCGCUGUCUAUGGAUAGUAUUGCGCCAAACCCUUCCGCUUCGUCCAUUUCCCAUCAGCCAUCAAGCCUGUCACUCAAUGAUGCAGAUGAGUUGAAGGACGUCGAUAAGGAUAGUGGCUCGAACCGAAGAGUUUCCUCAAACCCGGAGCUCGAGCUAGCGCCGGAAAGGGAAGAACCAGGUGCCGUUUUGGUGGAGGUCGAGGAUGAGGUGUUGGAGGUGGUGGAUCCACUGCUACCGGUACUUCCCGGGGACGAACGGAGACAAUCGACAACGCUCAGUGUAAACCAGAAAGCUAAAGACCCUGGCUAUACGUCGAGACCUUCGAGUAAUAGCAGCACGAUUCUUAAAGACUCCACCAAGCUACUCAUACGGCUGAGCGAACAGGAUUCGGUCGAUCGGGACGAGGUGCGCCGGUUGAAGAUAGUACUGCGCGCACUCAUCGCAACCCUGCCGGAGUUUGUGGAAACCGGCUCGCGCAACAGUAUUGCAUUUUUCGUCUACAUGAAGGACCUCGCCCUGGACGUGCUUCGCCAUUUGCACCGCUUUGACGAUGGUUCACUCGCUGGGGAUGCGGGCACCGUGCUGGCCAACGUACAGACCAUCAAUGGGCUGGUUGCGGAGCUGAAGAAGUCGCUCCAUUCGUACAUGAAGUACGCCACCGGAAACGCCAACGGUCGAACGAAGGACGAGGACAUCCCACAGAUCAGUAUUACGCCCGCACUCGGGGCACAGGCGACGAGCUCGAUCCAGCGCACGGAAGACUCGUUGCGCAGUAUGGCAACCAUCAACGUGACACCGACGUUCGUGUGCAACGCCGUACGGGUCAAUACGGUCGAACUGGUGCAACCGACCCCCUCUUCCCGUCGGUUUCCCGUGAGCUCGGAAUCUGAGCCAGCCCCACUAACCUCACAAUCGCCCGAUUCGUCCGCUCACACGCCCGACCCGGCGGCAGUGGAAGUACCUUCCGCCACGACACGUAAGGAUUCCCCCGAGAAGGACGGGGGAGCGGGCAAAAAGUUACAGCGGAAUCUAAGCAACGGAAGCCGGCGGAAGACACGCAUCAAACGGAUGGGUUCGCGGCAAAGUAGCAAGACCGAAAGCGACAGCGACGACAAUCCGCAAAACUACGUGCUUGAUGUGCCUCGAAAGACAAAACGCAAGACAAGCCGAGCGAAGAAACCGUCCUCAGAUUCGCUGGAAAAGCUGACCCCCGGCCCAGAGCGUGUCGUGGACGACGUGGUGUACGUGCUGAAGAUACGACCCGGGCAGAAGAUUGAGCAGGUGGAGCGUCCACAGCCUCAGAACGCUUCGCUCAGCUGUGUGUCACAGGGUGCUGGAGAUGACGUGCUCAUAUCACCGCAGGAAACGUGCGUGGAACUACUAGAGGCACCUCCCAAUCCGACAGUUACCACAAGCGUGCUGGUAAAAACGAAGCGUAAACUCUUCACGGCGGUUGACAGUGAGGGAGCAGCGGCGUUGGGUAGUUCCGGGAGCAUCAAUCAAACGGUCGCCAUCAGCCAUGAGCUCGAGUCAAGUUCCGGUAACGACCCGGAGACGGUGGUGAACGUCGUCCUUGCACCCAGUCCCCAGGAACAGCAGAAGCUGGUGACGAACCUUCCCCCACUGCCACAGUCUCCAGGUAUGCAGCGAAGGGUGGACCACUCGAAGGCACCGGCGAAGGAGCUUUCACCCAACAUUCGACUCAUGAUCGCCAAGUACAAUCAGCGGCUCACGACGGAGAAAGCCGGAGGCACUUCACCACACAGCUCGGGGUCCUGCUCGCCCGUUGCCUGGCGAUCGCCGGUGCUCGAUCGACGAGUCAGAAAGCAGACGGAGAAGUAUCAGGAGACCAUCCAGCUAUCUAAGUCGGCAAGUGCCGGCAGUUUGCGCAAAUCGCUCCGACAACUAGAGGCGGCACAGCAAUCGUUCGACAUGGCGGGAAAGGCUGGAACUGGAGACAGCUUGGUGGUUAUGAAAUCGUCCAGUACCAGCAAGAUUGAAGGUGCCCGGCAAGCGGAACUGCCGAUGCCAAGGGAACAGUGUUUGGAGCCCGAUGGGGCGAGGGAACAAGAAUCUUCAGAGCUGGGCACCUUCCCGGCGUACGAUAGUCUACGGCGGCGUGACACACUGUCCAGGCUGGAGAGGAGCAGGGCACUAGCAGGCAGAGACCAGCAGCCUACAGACACGGGGAACGAGUCCUCCACAAGUACAACGAAGGGAUCGACGACGAGUACGGGAACGAUCAAGAAGGAACGGCUGUACAAGAAACGUACCGAAUCUCCUAUCGCCAGCGGGACAACUAGUGCGACAGUUGGUGGCAGCGGUGGAAAGAAGGUAGCGACACGCGGUGACAAAUAUGCCCGGUGCCGAUCCGUUCCGAAUGAGGAGUGCACGGUGGAGGUUUCGAUUUCCUCGAAAGCUCUAAAGCCGCCCAGCCCUCGAUUGAUCGCUCGUCGGCGGCUCAACCUCGAGCAGCAGCACCGGGUAGAAUGCUCUCGAUCGGCUCCGACGACACCACUCGACGAAAACCGGACCAUUCUGACGGUGCCGAUGAGUCAGCGGGCUCUCAAGCUGAAGAAAGCUAAGGAAGAGUUUCUGCGCGCUCCUAGUCAUUUGGAUCGAACAGGACCUCGAACCUCCCCCGCCGAGGAUCAACUCGCCUGGAGCAAUCGCAUCAGCCAGAUCAGUGCCACCAGUACGGCGUCCUCCAGUCUACUGGAGAGUGAUCUGAUGCUGAUGAAGAGUGCCAGUGCCGGCGUGAUCGGCACGAUGGGAUCGUCGAUCGCCGAUGAGUCGGAGUUGCUGGCGGCACAAUUGCGUCGCAACGAGUCCGGUUCCUCGUGCACCGGGGCAACAUCACGCCACAGUAUCAGCACAAUCGGUGAGCAGAGAGGUUCGACUACCACGGCCAGUACCUCCGGAGCGGGUCGUUUCGGCGGGCUUUCGAAUCUUGCGUCGAAGCUGCGCAAGGUGAAGCUACGGCGCAGCAGCAAGGAUCUCAGCCGGAUGCACGCCAUCUCGACCCUCUGCCGGCAGAGUCUCAUGGUGGAUAUUAGUGGCGAGGCGGCGCGCAAAAUGGGAAGCGCCCAGAGCCUCGGGCAGGGACAGGCCGAUGCCGGCAGCCGGCGUGACGGGGACAGUGAGCCGCUGAAGAAAUCUGGCAGCGUGCAGGCAAUUUGCAAUCGUUUCCGUCGUAGCGGUGAGCGCAACGAGGAGCUAAAGAAAAGCCGCAGCCUGGGCUUCCUCGAGCCCGACCGGAAGGGAUCGGGAUGAUGAUGAUGAUGAUGGGUCACGUGCAAAACUGCACUUGUGUAUUUCGCUUCGCUUUAGUAAGUGUGACCGCCGGUGUCCGUAGUUGGUUGUAAAACUUUCCGUUCGGUAAAAAACCAGUAAACAGAUGCAGUGCAAAAAUGGCCGUACGUUGUGUUGUGAAAAAUUCUUACCCAAACUCGGGACUUGGGCGCGGUUGUUAUUCGUCCGGAGAAUUCGGUAGUAAGGCCACUCGUAUUAUGUUAGUCUAGUCCAGCUCGUUCUUCCGCCCCCUUCCGUCGGUAGGAUACGCACGCUAUGUAAGCUUUAGCAGAAAUUGGAGAUUUUCCUUCCCCAAGGCAGGACGCAACGUCAGGUAUGAUCAAGUCAGUCAGUAUGUUCCGUCGUUAAUUGUGUCACCAUCCUUCCACCCCACCCCUUCGUUCUACGCCUCAUACUGUUCAUGUUUUUUUCAUGCUCUUCCGAAGAGCAGAGU
Messenger RNA from Anopheles coustani, 7254 nucleotides. RefSeq lists its product as uncharacterized. The record is from RefSeq and is a predicted model, not a curated record. Gene Ontology annotation, molecular function: transcription coactivator activity. Lineage: Eukaryota; Metazoa; Arthropoda; Insecta; Diptera; Culicidae. The coding region runs from base 261 to 6782 and encodes 2173 amino acids. The transcript has 12 exons.